GGGGCGGGACGCGCCCGGGAGCGGAGUGGGAAAGAGGAAGUGGAGCCGGGCGAGCUGCAGGGCUCGGGGCCGCCGGAGCCGGCGCUGGAGCGCAGCGCACCGCGGAGCCAGUGCUCGGGAGCCGCCCCUCUCCGGUGAGCUCCGCCGGGACUAUUCCAGGGACCAGGCAAGGGAAGCCGGGGACCUCGUCCACGCGCCCCGAAUCUGCAGGUAACAACCAACAUUAAGAUUUGUGGGUGACGACAUCAGAAGAGUGAGCUCCAACUACAGAGCGGAAGCAGAUGGACACCACCAUUUGCGACCGGAAGUGCCGUCAGCUGUAAGUCGAGUUCCUGAUCCAAGGACCCCAGCUGAACCCUGCCAGUCCCCAGAACCGAAAACUAUGGAGCUUUUGGACAGUGACCGGCCCAUCAGCUUCGGCUCCACCUCAUCCUCGGCCUCCUCCAGGGACAGCCAUGGUUCCUUUGGCAGCAGAAUGACUUUGGUUUCAAAUAGCCACUUGGGCUUAUUUCACCAGGAUAAAGACGCUGGGGCCAUAAAGCUGGAGCUGAGACCCGCGCGACCAUUUUCCAGCAGCGAACUGCAGAGGGACAAGUCUGCUGGACCACAGAGCAUGGACAGUGCCAGCGAGAAGCAGCCGAGGACCCCGUGGAGAGUGGACACGAACGGGGCACCGCAAACCGCUGCAGACUCGACCACCAGCCCCAAGCUCCUCUAUGUGGAUAGAGUUGUGCAGGAAAUCCUGGAGACAGAGAGGACCUACGUGCAAGAUCUAAAAAGCAUCGUGGAGGAUUACCUGGAAUGCAUCCGGGACCAAACCAAACUUCCCCUGGGGGCCGAAGACAGGGCUGCUCUUUUCGGGAACAUACAGGAAAUCUACCACUUCAAUAGUGAACUUCUUCAAGAUCUGGAAAACUGUGAAAAUGAUCCUGUGGCCAUAGCAGAAUGUUUUGUGUCUAAGAGUGAAGAGUUCCACAUUUACACCCAGUACUGCACCAACUACCCAAGGUCUGUGGCCGUGCUAACCGAGUGCAUGAGGAACAAGAUGCUCACCAAGUUCUUCCGGGAGCGCCAGGAAGCUCUGAAACACUCACUGCCCCUAGGGUCCUAUCUCCUAAAACCAGUUCAGCGGAUUCUCAAAUAUCAUCUCCUUCUGCAUGAAAUAGAGAAUCACCUUGAUAAGGACACGGAAGGCUAUGAUGUUGUGCUGGAUGCUAUAGACACGAUGCAGCGCGUGGCGUGGCACAUCAAUGACAUGAAACGGAAGCAUGAACACGCUGUCCGCUUGCAGGAGAUCCAGAGCUUGCUGACUAACUGGGAGGGGCCUGACCUCACCAGCUAUGGGGAGCUGGUGCUUGAAGGAACCUUCCGCAUCCAGAAGGCCAAAAAGGAGAGGACUCUCUUUCUCCUGGACCAGCUGCUGCUCAUCACAAAAAAGAGAGACGACACGUUUACGUACAAAGCUCACAUCCUGUGUGGCAACCUCAUGCUUGUAGAGGUCAUACCGAAAGAGCCCCUCAGCUUCAGCGUCUUCCACUACAAGAACCCCAAGCUGCAGCACACGGUUCAGGCCAAAUCCCAGCAAGACAAACGUCUCUGGGUUCUGCACCUGAAGAGAUUGAUUCUGGAGAACCACGCAGCAGCAGCCAAGAUCCCAGCUAAGGCCAAGCAAGCAAUUCUUGAAAUGGACGCCAUCCACCAUCCAGGCUUCCGUUACAGUCCGGAAGGAGAGAUGAAGACACCGUGUGGGUCUACACCACAGCGGCUGAGACGGAAGUCAGAACCUUCCUCAAGAUCACACAAAGUGUUGAAGACCAGCGAGACUGCACAAGACAUCCAGAAGGUAUCUAGAGAGGAAAGCUCUUCCCAGCUGACUUCCGCCGGCCCUGUCCAGAGGAACCGCCAGGCCAGCAGCGCCGCAGUUAACAGCGUGCUUCGUGGGGGAGGCGGUGUUAGAAGCCUGUGGACGGAUCACCACAUCCGGCAGCCCCUGUUUGCAAGCCGCCGAUCUCCACAGGAGAAUGAAGACGAUGACGAUGAUUACCAGAUGUUCGUCCCGUCCUUUUCUUCCUCGGAUCUCAACUCCACCAGGUUGUGUGAAGAGAACGCUUCAAGUCGCCCUUGCAGCUGGCAUCUGGGACUGAUCGAGCCCACCGAGAUCUCCAGCUCUGGUCACAGGAUAGUCCGGAGGGCCAGUAGUGCGGGUGAAAGCAACGCAUGCCCUCCUGAAGUAAUAAUCAGGGACCGUGUUCUCUCUCAGUACUAUCCCGGGAGAGACCUGCAGAAUAUCCCUCAACCAGGAGAGGGGGGGAUGACUCCCUUUGGGUCAUCUGUAGAGCUGACUAUUGAUGAUAUACACCAUGUCUAUGAUAACAUAAGUUUUGAAGACUUGAAGUUGAUGGUUGCUAAGCGAGAUGAAACUGAAUGCUCUUUCUCCAAAUCACCCAGAGACUCUGUUCGCCCCAAGAGCACCCCAGAAUUAGCCUUCUCAAAGAGACAGGCUAGCCACAGUACAAGCUCUCUCCACUCAAAGAAAGAGGCAGGCCCCAGUGGUCAAGAGGCAUCCAACCAAAGCAUACAUGAACACCAGGAAGUGGAAGAAAACAUCUAUGACACCAUAGGGCUUCCGGACCCACCAUCACUGGACUUUAAAUGCAGCACCCUUAAGCAACCCAAAAGGAGUACCUUCCUGGGUCUGGAUGCUGAUUUUGCGUGCUGUGACAGCCUGAGACCAUUUGUCUCCCAGGAUAGCCUCCAGUUCAAUGAGGAUGACGUAUCUUACCACCAGGGACCCUCUGAUACGGAUUAUUUGAGUUUGUUAUACGACUCUCCCCGCUGUAACCUGCCUAUUGCAGAUAAGGCUCUGUCGGACAAAUUGUCUGAAGAAGUAGAUGAAAUCUGGAAUGACCUGGAAAAUUACAUCAAGAAAAACGAAGACAAAUCGAGAGACCGUCUCCUUGCAGCCUUCCCCGUGAGCAGAGACGAUGUACCCGAGAGGCUGUGUGUGGAGAGCGCCCACGAGCCGAGCAGGGAUACAGGACACGCCACACCUGUGCUGGCCCUCCCUGGAAGCCAGGCUUUCCUUACACCUGGGACAAACAAAAACAGGGUUGUCCGAGCCAGCAGGGCCAACUGCUCCCUGGAUGAUGACCUUAUUUCGACAGAAGGCUCCUUCCUGAGUCUUCACCAACUCUCUCUAACCAGCGACGUGCCUCCUACGGACAAUCCCUAUGACCUGCCUAACUGCAGUCUGCCCCAAACAGACCCAGGAAACCCUGACCCUGGGAUGGAGGUCACAGACAAGACCAAGAGCAGGGUCUUUAUGAUGGCCCGGCAGUACAGUCAAAAGAUCAAGAAGGUAAAUCAGAUUUUAAAAGUGAAAAGCCCAGAGUUGGAGCAGCCGCCAUCCAGUGAGCAUAGACCCACUCACAAAGACCUGGUGGCCAUCUUGGAAGAGAAGAGGCAAGGAGGGCCAGCCAUUGGUGCCAGGAUCGCUGAAUAUUCCCAACUGUAUGACCAGAUUGUAUUCAGAGAGACACCCCUUAAAACUCAGAAGGACGGCUGGGCCAGCACCCAAGAACCCACCCUUCACAGGCCUGCGUCACCUCCCCAGGCCCAGGGCACUGGUGAAGACUGGCUUUGGCAUUCGCCCUACAGUAAUGGAGAGUUGGCAGAUUUCUCUCCCCAGACAGAGCAAGACUCAAAGUCAAAAUACCCCAUCACGUUAGAGAGCAUCACCAAAAUUACACCCAGGCAGUUGUCAGCCGCUUGCUCGGUGCCUUCUCUCCAAGUAUCAGACCCUCUGCCCAGCUCUGUGCAGCAGAGAUGCAGUGUGGUGGUCAGUCAGCCCCACAAAGAGAACUCAGGUCAGGGUCAUCUUUACAACUCGCUGGGUCGCAAAGCAAUCGCCGCUAAAUGCCAGUCUUAUAGCAGACCUCAGUCAUCUUCCUCCAUCUUGAUAAACAAAUCUCUGGACUCCAUCAACUAUCCCAGUGAGACAGAAAAGAAGCAACUGCUCUCUUCACAAAAAAGUCCCAGAGGCGCCAGCCAGCAGGACUUGCUGUCGGGGCUGGUGGACUCAUGUCAGCAGGACACUGGCAAACGGUCCGAUCUCACGCUCCAAGACUCACAGAAGGUUCUGGUAGUAAAUAGAAAUUUACCCUUAAGCGCUCAAAUAGCGACACAGAACUACUUCUCUAAUUUCAAAGAGACCGAGGGAGAUGAAGAUGACUAUGUGGAAAUCAAGUCAGAAGAGGAUGAAGUGGGGCUGGAUCUCUCUCCCAGGCGAGGCAGGAAGUCUGACCCAAAGAUCCCGGACUCUGACUGUUCUGAUAACAUCUGUAGCCACAGCACACCUUACUCUUUGAAGGAGCCAGGGCACAGCAGGCUUGGGCUUCCUCCUUACCUGACAGCGUGUAAGGACUCUGAUAAACUGAACGAUUAUCUGUGGAGGGGGCCGUCACCCAAUCAGCAAAACAUUGUCCAAUCUCUGAGGGAGAAAUUUCAGUGUCUUAGCUCAAGCAGCUUUGCCUAAGUUUCCAGAACUGUCCAAAUUAGCUCCUUGGGUUUGCAAGUCACCAUACGAAUGAGGUUGGUUUUGCUGCAUAUUUUUUUUUUAAAUAUAUGUACCAGUUUGGGACAAUUUUGUAAUAACAAGAGGGUAAAACAUACUUUCAUUUAUAGCGCAACUCUCUGAGCUGACUGACGAUGGCAUUUCCCCCAACCCAAUAUCCUGACAGUAGCACCCACUCGUAGAAUACCUUCUCUCCGCAUCCCAAGGAGUUUUAGACUGUGACUCAGAGGCACCACAAGUGAGUCUCUCACGGUUUUUAAAAAGAGAAUCUAGAGUUAUUUAAAGAAUCAUGCUUAUAUGUGGCAGCUCUAUAUUUGUGACAAGACUCAAGAAUGUUGCAUGCCAGAGACUGCUGGUUGGACCGUGGCCUCGUCACGUAUUUAAAGGACACCAUGCUGGUGUCACGAUCACAUUUCCUUUAGAUGCCAACAUGAUGUGACUACUGAAAAGGUUAAAAUGUAGCCCUAGCACCAACUUGUUAUUAAAAAAAAAUUAAGGUUUUUUUACUUGUGUUCCAGGACAAGGCGCAGAUGGUGUACCACUGCUUAUGAUAAUUCUACAAUUUCUGGGGUGAGAUAAACUAUUUCUUUCUCCGCAUAAAGAAAGCCAAUCUUAAUAAAAUGCAAGCCAAGUUGAUUAUUAGAUAAGAUAGGGAGACUUCUGGAAACACUCCAUUCAUCUUAUUACAUGUAAAGGAGAAUUUUGCCCCUGGAAAAAACAACAGGACAAGACAUCCUGGUACUACUGUAGACACCUGUCUCUUAUGGAUAGAGCAAAUCUUCAGUUAAAAUAAGGCAAAAUGCAUUUAAAUGAUCCUUCUAGAGCAGUUCUUCAUAGACACUAAACUAGCCUUGAGGUUCAACGGAAUGCUCUACCUGAGAAGCCCUCCCCACAGUAACAGUAACGGGCAAGAGCAUAUUUUCUAAACAGCUGAUAACCCAGGGCCUCUUAAAGCUUUGGAACAUAUAGAAGAACAGAGACUCUGGGGUCUGGGUUCCGACUGGUAACGUCCCUUACCCUGUACUCACCGUCGCACACAGCACUUUGCUGUGCUAACAAACCAGUCUAACUCCUUGUAGAUAGGAACCGAAGAUGAAAAGCAAGACGCUGUGAUUCAAAUGAAAAAGAGAGAAAUGAAGGCGGGUUCGCUGCUACUUCGUAGAAGCAUCUUGUUGAAGACCCCAUGAGUCCAGUCAGAACGUGCUCUAUGUCUGUGCCUGUUCUACACGGUGGAACAUUUGGGACUCUUCCCUUACCCUCUCAGUCUCCAUUUUAACAUUUCUUUUUAUUAGAAUUAAACAAUCUGUUCCAUUUAAAAAAGAUGUGACAGUACACGUGGAAAAAAGAUGCCUGGCCUUUCACUUAAUGGUAAGCAAUAAUGGAGACUCCCUACCCACUUUCCAUAAGGCUUUCUCUCUUUUUUAAUUCCUAUUCCCUCUUAUUCUCAACUGGAAAACACAAAAAUGUGACCAUCUUUACGUUCCAAAUAUGCCUCUGAGGUUCGUUUUGUUUCGCCGCUUUGUUUUUGCUAUUUUAGAAUUUCUUGUUCUUCACCCUCUACUCUUCCUGUGGCCACCAAGGCAUCAGAGGUUGCAGGAGACACCUGGUGGCAGAGGCCCUGCCCCACGGUCUGAGACCCUGACUUAUCCCCAGCACUGAAUGGCAUAGCUCUGAAAACAUUCCACACCCCAGCCCCUUUUUCCCCAUUGCUUUUAUUUAAACAUGAUGUGAGGUUUCCAGAUUAAGCAACAGCAGAAAAAGAUGAGAACUCUUUCCUUAGAAUUUGCUAGAGGAGUGUAAACACAUUUGUAUCACUUGCAUUUGUUUGCUUGUUUUCUUUUGUUUAAGUUACCUGACUCUUAUCCAAGAUAAGUUCCCUGAUGGGUUUUUUUUUU
Apodemus sylvaticus (European woodmouse) is the source of this 6468-nucleotide messenger RNA. It is a transcript of the gene Plekhg1, whose product is annotated as pleckstrin homology and RhoGEF domain containing G1. The record is from RefSeq and is a predicted model, not a curated record. NCBI's taxonomy places the organism in Eukaryota, Metazoa, Chordata, Mammalia, Rodentia, Muridae. The coding region runs from base 383 to 4534 and encodes 1383 amino acids. The transcript is spliced from 17 exons. Gene Ontology annotation, molecular function: guanyl-nucleotide exchange factor activity.